This is a messenger RNA of Temnothorax curvispinosus, 2398 nucleotides long. RefSeq names its product collagen alpha-2(I) chain-like. Bases 176 to 1606 code for a protein of 476 amino acids. NCBI's taxonomy places the organism in Eukaryota, Metazoa, Arthropoda, Insecta, Hymenoptera, Formicidae. The record is from RefSeq and is a predicted model, not a curated record. The transcript has 6 exons. Gene Ontology annotation, molecular function: galactoside binding; carbohydrate binding.
CGGGGGGAAAACGUCAGCACUGUAAAUAGAAGUGCUGAUCUGCGCUGGAAACGCUCCGUCAAACGGGAAACGGAAAGGCGCCGGCCGUCUUCGCGUUGUAACUGUGUCAUCACGGGUGCGGGGCGUUCGUCCUCUUCAUCGAAAUCGAAACUAGAUUGUCGGAGCGAUCGCGAGAAUGGCCAGCUCUCCGGUGCUUAAUCCGGAAAUCCCGUAUGUGGGAAGAGUAGAAGGAGGUCUGAGAGCGGGUACAAUGGUGAAGAUACAAGGCAAGGUGCCGCCUCAGGCUGUGCGAUUUGCCAUCAAUUAUCAGCUCGGACCGACGUUAAAUCCAAGAGAUGACAUAGCUAUUCAUUUAUCCCCACGCUUCCCCGAAGGCUUUAUUACCAGAAACCAUAUAGAGUCGAUGAACUGGGGCAUGGAGGAAAACGCCGGCCCAUUGGUGAUUCAGCCAGGCCAGGAAUUCGAGAUAUUGAUUCUGUGCGACUAUCACUGCUACAAGAUCGCUAUCAACGGCAGGCACUUUACGGAAUUCGCUCAUCGGUUGCCGUUCAUAAAAGUUACUCAUCUGGUUAUCGAUGGCGAUGUCGAGAUACACUCCAUCGCAUAUGAACAAGUAUCGGUCGACCCAUCGAAACCCCCUGCUACAACACUAGAUGAUGUACAAACUGCCAACUUUGGACCACCACCACCAGGUGGUUUAUAUCCAACAAUCCCACCUCAGGGUGGAUAUGGACCUCCUCCACCCGGUCACGGCCCUCCCAAUACCUAUGGCGGCCCUGGUGGUUAUAAUCCACCAAGAGCCUAUGGAUAUCAGCCUGAUCGUGAGAAAGCAGAGGAAGAGGGCAUCUUUGGAGAUUGUCUGGACAAAGUUGGAUUAGCACUGGGUGGAUUAGUGGCAGCUGGAGGCGUAGCGGCAGCUAUGCACGCGAUAAAUAAAAAGAAGGAAGAGAGCGACGAAAAGGAUCAUGAAAAGUCAGAUGCUUCCAAGUCGAAAACGGAAAGCGAGGGUGGUUUUGGAAGUUUAGCUGGGUCUCUUGGGAUGGCCUUAGCUAGCAGCCUGGCGAGUAACGCCAUACACAGCAACACACACGCACAACAAGGCUACCCCGACCAGCAGCGAUCGGGCGGCAGCGAUGUAUUGGGUUCUAUUUUUGGAGCAUUGGGCGGUGGAGGAUCCCAACAGCCUGCCUAUCAUCCAAAUCAGCCUCCCGCCGGUGAUGGUCUGAGCGGAACGUUAGGAUCUUUACUCGGCGGUGUUUUCGGCGGUGGUGGAGGUCAUCAACAACCAGCAUAUCAACCUUCAGGAGGAUACGGUGGAUAUCAACCAUCGAGUGGUUAUCCGACAUCCGGUGGUCAAAAUUCUGGCGGGUCAGAUCUGCUGUCGGGAAUAGGAUCUGCCUUGUUCAGUUCAGCUCUAGACGGUCUGAGCAAACGUGGAAAAGAUAAAUCUCAUGACGAAUAUCGUUCCGGACCGGCGCCUCCGAGUUAUGAACCUCCACCACCGCCGGCACCGAAGCCAACUCCGCGUCCGGAAACCCCACCGUCUUCCGGCGGACACAAAUUAACUGCAGACGAAAUUUCGAAGGGACUCGGACUGGACGAUUAAACGCUUCGAUGAUGCGGAAAACUUCGGUCUGCAAGUACACUUAUAGUGACGAUCUUAUGCUCUCUUUUUGGUUGGAAACGUAAUCUACGUAUCAUCACGAAUCUCGUUUAUCAAAAUAUGCUGUAUGAUAUAUUCGUUCGUCUUUUAACGCCAGUGGAUUUUUAGUCAUAUUGGCAGCUGCAUUAAAUACAAAUGCGAGAAUAUUAUUCUCAUAUAUGAAUCUCAUACGUCAUGAAUUCUUCUCGAACGAAUGAUAUUAAAUAGAACUAAGCUCGUUCCAAAAUUGCUUUUAAAGAUUUUAAAGAUUGUGAAUUUUAGAUAGGAAUCAAGAUAGAAGUCAAAUACACACCGUUCUUUACAAAACUAUCCCUUCCGUGAAAUAGUCCGAUUGAUUGAUGAACAGCUAUAUCGAUUACGUUUACACGGCCCAAUUUACGCCGAAGUUAUAACAUCGAUGUUAUAAUAACUACUGACGUUAAAUGCCGUGUAAACGCUCUUUUACGACGAAAGUUACUACAUCGAUGUAAUAACUUCGUAAUAAAAGAGCGUUUACACGGCAUUUAACGUCAGUAGUUAUAACAUCGAUGUUAUAACUUCGGCGUAAAUCGAGCCGUGUAAACGUAGUCAUAGAUAUAGCUAAGAAGUUAAUAUUUUAAGAUUAUAUUUUUAUAAAAAUUUUAUUAUUUUAUAAGAGUGGCCUUAGCAAGAUAAAGAUACAUUUAUAUAGAUUUAUAAUAUAUGCCUUUUAUGUAUACAUUUGAAUUACAAAUAAUGCACAAUUAUUAUAUACAA